AUGCAUCACCCGAUGCAAGUGCUACCUAUGAACAAGACGUUUGUCGAAUCUGUCCGCGGGAAUAGAGCUCAUCACUGUGGCGGGCUUCGUGAGAAGGCCAUGCGUCUCUCCAACCAGAUCUUUGGCUUCCCUGCGCUGGACGCUCUCCCACCGUCCCACCACGCUCAUGCUGUCCCGCCCCUGCCUCAAGUCCCGAAUCCUGAACCCGGGCGUGUCUCCAUCCUGCCCUACAUCGGCACGCCGAUCGCACUCGACAAUGCUCACACUAAUGAACACAGCGCCGACACCAAAGAGGAAGGCGCUGGAGCUGCGGUCGCCCACGACGUUGCUUAUGCCGAACCUCUGCGCAAGCUGCCGUCUGGCUUAGGGUACACACCCGAGAUGGGCCCUGUGCGUAUUGUGCACAUGAAUGGCGAGGAGGGGUAUGGCCCCAGAAUGCGCUUCCGCCACCGCCGCGGACCUUUCCUCCGCCGCAUCCACUUUGCGCUGAUGGCGCUCGGUCCUUGGGAGGGUAGAGCCGUUGCCUUUGUACUCGGAUGCGGUAUAGGCGUCCUCCUCCGCAUGGUGUGGGUCCUCGGCGUUGUGGUUGCGCGCUCACUCAGCGGCCGCCGCACCGAGGAGCCUGCCGAGUCCGUCUUCGAUAUUGACGCUGAGGAUAUCCUCGUCCCUCCGCCGCAGUACACUGACGAGAAAGUUGCACUCAUCGCUGCGGAGCAGAAGAUUACCCCUACUCCCCAGGCUUAG
Messenger RNA from Laetiporus sulphureus 93-53, 744 nucleotides. RefSeq lists its product as uncharacterized. Bases 1 to 744 code for a protein of 247 amino acids. The transcript is spliced from 2 exons. The record is from RefSeq and is a predicted model, not a curated record. NCBI's taxonomy places the organism in Eukaryota, Fungi, Basidiomycota, Agaricomycetes, Polyporales, Laetiporaceae.